Molecule: messenger RNA, 2337 nt
Organism: Daldinia childiae
Lineage: Eukaryota; Fungi; Ascomycota; Sordariomycetes; Xylariales; Hypoxylaceae
Product: putative spc97 spc98 family protein
Exons: 2
Coding region: 1-2337 (778 amino acids)
Biological process (GO): mitotic cell cycle; cytoplasmic microtubule organization; microtubule nucleation
Cellular component (GO): centrosome; equatorial microtubule organizing center; spindle pole
Molecular function (GO): microtubule minus-end binding; gamma-tubulin binding
Source: RefSeq, a predicted model, not a curated record
AUGCUCCAUGAGAUCCUGCUCUCCCUAUCAGGGCACCCCUCGCCCCUUCUCAGGAAUGACUAUACCGAGCCCAGAGCACAAUCCAUCCUAUCACCACCAGAGAGAGAACUAUUGAGGACCGCCGGUCAUCUAAGUGAUCUUCAUUGCAAACUCAUUACUUAUACUGCCCAAGUCAGCGCCUCUCACCCUUCUAUUAUAUGUCGUGCAGUAUCAACCGCUAUCAAUUCUCUCUAUCUCGCCGCAUUCCAAAGGAAAGUCCUAGAGGUUGAAGAAAGCAUCCUUCGAAAAGAUGCCUCCCUUGUUGGUGCUUAUAAUAUCGUCCCCCUGACCGCCGUCAUUGGCGAGUUUUCGGGCUGGACUCGUCGAAUGGAAUGGCUAUGGGAUUUGGUCCAAUUCAUGCUCAGAGAGAACGAGGGCUCUCCUUGUCGAGCAGCGCAGCUUAUUAACAAAUUACGCGAUGAGCUUCAGACUGGCUACGCUGACAUUGGGGAGACUGCGCUUAGCCUCGUCAGAGUUGCCGAAACUGCUUGGCUGAAGCAAGUUUCCGCUUGGGUCCUCUACGGUACCAUACCUAUAUUAGGGGAUGCAGACUUCUUCAUCCAGAAGAAUGAGCGUGACGAACUGGGAUAUUCCAUUAACCAGCGGUUACUGCCAUCAUUUGUUACAAUAUCUGCAGCCACAUCCAUGCUGUUUAUCGGAACAUCCUUGAAUCGUGUGAAAACCAGGAGCAGUAUAGAGCCAAGCAGCAAUGGACUUGGCCACCUCUCAUCUCAACUUCAGACCAUCGCGGAUUUAAAAUCUCCCCUCAAGAGCGCUGCGUUUUCGAGAGCCAUUACAUCGAUCCGGCUCACAUUGUCUCGGACAAUCUUACAAAAGCUAUUACCAUUAUCUAGGGUACUUGAGAUGUUGGUUUUAUUCCGCGAUUUCUUUUUGCUUGGACGUGGUGAAUUUGCUAUGGCCCUUACACAGCAAGCCGAUGAGGUAAUUCGCAACCGCUGGCGGCGUGCUGAUAACCUCGCUUACGAAAAGCGGGUUGGGCUUAGCAAUGUGAUGGUAAAAGAAGGCGAAGUCGCAGCAGUUCUCACGAAGACAUGGGCUGUGCUAGGCUCAAUGCAGGGUCAGCAUGCAGACGAAGAUGAAGGUCUAGAGAAAGCACGAGAUGUACUACGGCUGAAUCUAUCCAAGACCAAAGCCUCAACCCCUAUGAAGAACAAGACUGGUAUAGACCAUCAAGCACCUACUAGUAUCACAGACACUCCGUUCCGAAAUCUUCUUUUCUCUGUCCCCGUGGUCCUCACAUCGCAGAUCCCACCACCUCUGGACUUAUUUUUGACUGCAUCUGAUGUCCAGAUCUAUACUUCAAUUAAUUCUUACCUGCUAUCGAUCCGCCGCUCCCACCUCCAUCUGACGGGUCUGUGGAAAAUAACAGCCCUGCGCCGCCACCAUCCAGCACCCCCUAGACCUCCAUAUAGUACUACUAGAAGCGGUGCUUCAAGGACACGCGUCCUUCGAGAGCGUUCCUCUGUGCGCUCGUCUAUAAUGCGGAGCGUGUGGAGUACGAGCAGUGCCGCUAUCUUCUUCCUGGCUGAAACUGAAGCAUAUCUCCAAGUUGAAGUCGUAGAAGGCCUUUGGGAUGACUUUCAUGGUUGGAUAAUAGGCAAGAAAAGCCAUGAACAACAUGAUAACCUAAAUUUGUCUGGCGAUAAGCGUAUUAGCAAUAGCAAUGGUUCCUACGGCCAAGAUAGCCCUCGCAAUACAGACAAUCCUUCAGAAUCAGAUCGGACACCACAGAGCACAAGCCCCCCGCAUCACGAUCCUCAAACCCUCGCCAUAGCUCACCGACUAUACCUCCGGAUCCUUAUCCGCCGCCUCCUCCUAACACAACCAUCAUUCACAAAUCCCCUAUAUGAACUUCUAGUGAACACAGACCACCUCGUCGCCCUCGUACACCGCCUCCACGGGGUCUGGGCGGCAGCAGAUCUCGAAGCAGACGAAGGCGUCGUGGACGCAUUUGCGGACCUAGUUGCCGAGGAAGCCGACGUUCGUAUGCGUAUCCGCGAAGUUGAGGCCGGUGUUAAGGAUAGCGUACGCGCUGUCGUCGCCGCCCUUAGAGCACUGAGCACUGAUUCCGCAUUUAUGGCUGAGCUUGAGGACGGGGGGUUAGACGGCGAGGAAGAAAGUGACGUUGGCAAUGAAGUAUUCGAUGAAGAGGGGAUUGGGUAUAGACCCAGGCGGACGGGUGGGAUCGAUAGACUGCUUAUGAAGUUGGAUUUUGGCGGGUGGUUCGAUGCCGGUAUACCGAGGGGGGAGGAAGGGGUUGGCGAUGAUGAGUUUUAG